UCGCACGGUCGCCCUCGCGACUAACUCGAUCGCGGCGGGCCGUCGUCGUCCGUCCCCAUCCGUAUCCCGAUCGUCCUACCUCUCGCUCAAUUCCGCCACCGCCACCGCCGUCUACUCGACCCGAGAACCCCCCGACGGGCCUGGACCGUUAGACGUGGAAGGGAAAACGGUGAGGGCGAGCCACGCGUGUCCUUCCCGUGGUGUGUCAUGGGGUGUUUCGGCAGCCAGAACAAGGACAGCCAGGAUGAAAGCAAAAAUCAGAAGAGACGAUCCGACGCCAUCACCAGACAGCUGCAGAAGGACAAACAGGUCUAUCGGGCCACCCACAGGCUACUCCUGCUCGGAGCGGGAGAGUCCGGCAAAAGCACGAUCGUCAAACAGAUGAGGAUACUGCACGUCAAUGGUUUCAGCGAAGCGGAAAAGCGGCAGAAGAUUGAAGAUAUUAAGAAGAAUAUUAGGGACGCUAUUUUGACGAUAACCAGUGCGAUGAGUACGUUAACGCCGCCCGUUACACUGGGGGAUCCGUCAAACCAGAGUAGAAUGGACUACGUCCUGGAAGUCUCGUCUUCCCCAGACUUCGAUUAUCCUCCGGAAUUUUACGAAAUCGUUGAAACACUUUGGAAAGAUCGAGGCGUUCAGCAAAGCUUCGAGAGGAGUAACGAGUAUCAACUCAUCGACUGCGCCAAAUAUUUUCUAGAUAAGGUAGCCAUUGUAAAACAGCCGGAUUACACGCCCACGGAGCAGGACAUCCUCAGGUGUCGAGUCCUUACAUCCGGCAUUUUUGAGACGCGGUUUCAGGUCGACAAAGUAAACUUUCAUAUGUUCGACGUCGGUGGUCAGCGUGAUGAAAGAAGAAAAUGGAUACAGUGUUUCAAUGACGUUACGGCGAUUAUAUUCGUCACGGCGUGUAGUAGUUACAAUAUGGUACUCAGGGAAGAUCCUACAAAGUUGAGACUCAGGGAGAGUCUCGAUCUCUUCAAAAGUAUCUGGAACAAUCGAUGGCUCCGCACGAUCUCGGUGAUCCUGUUCCUAAACAAGCAAGAUCUAUUAGCGGAAAAGGUAAAGGCGGGCAAGCACAAAUUGGAGGAUUACUUCCCGGAAUUCGCGCGCUAUCAGACACCGGUCGAGCCCGGGAUGGCCGCGGAUCCUUCGGAAAUACCCGACGUCAUAAGGGCCAAGUACUUUAUCAGAGACGAAUUUCUCCGCAUAAGUACAGCGAGCGGCGACGGCAAGCACUACUGUUACCCGCACUUCACGUGCGCCGUCGACACGGAGAACAUCAAGAGAGUGUUCAAUGAUUGCCGAGACAUUAUCCAGCGGAUGCAUCUGCGCCAAUAUGAGCUCUUGUGACUUCGUUCCUGCCGACAUCUCCUGUCAUCAUUCGUUAAUCUGACGGACGGUCACGCUCGUGCUUCUACUCCUCGAGUCGUUACAAUCACACUGCGAACCGAAUGAGCGAGCGAGCUGUGAACCGUGAACUGUGAACUGUGAACCGUGGCCGCGAGGAUUCGCGAAAGUUCCACACGUCUGGAUGUAUUCAGGUAACGCGUAGGGCUUCCUCGCUAGUCCAGUACCGAAAAGCCGUAACCAGAAGGUGACGACCUGUGAAAGUGACUCUUCUCCUCAUCGACGAGAGAUUUAGAGGAACAGAGACGAGAGUCAAUAAUAUAUACGGCGAUACAUACCGCUGCGAGCAACUCUUCGCUGCGUCAUCUGUCUGUCUGUUUGUCUGUCUGUCUGUCGCGUAGUAGCGAAGCGAGUUCCUUCUCGCGCGGAAUAUAUAAAUUCGCGCCAAACCGCGAGCGAGGCAUGACGCGAGAUGACCGCGCGUCGACACGUCACGGCCCCGCACCGUGUCCUAGUACCGAGUGAGUUGCAGUUGGACGAAAACGAAUGAGCGGGCCCCUCCAAGCGGGCAUAUUCUCGACUCUUCUUUGAGUUAGAUGAAAAAGAGUGUGCUGAACACCCGUCGUCGCCCAUCCCCGAACGAUGGCGGGGACGAAACUCUCUCGUGCCGUUCGAUCGUGCGUGUGAACCAUUACCUCGUUAAUUUUAUUCCUCUCGCAUGUGAUUCCGCUUUGUGGCGGAACGCGUGAAUCCUGUCAUAAGCGUGGGCCAACGUCGUCGUCGGAUGUAAUUCGAGGGACGGAUCCUCUUCGUUCAACACACUCUUGACGUGAAUUAUCGUUCAGAUUAGAGUUAAGGAUGUUUCCUAAGACUUAAGCGAACCUCUCCGGUAAAAAGAAGAAAAAAGAAAAAAGAAAAAAGAAUGAA
Messenger RNA from Wasmannia auropunctata (little fire ant), 2274 nucleotides. It is a transcript of the gene Galphas, whose product is annotated as guanine nucleotide-binding protein G(s) subunit alpha. The coding region runs from base 208 to 1350 and encodes 380 amino acids. Gene Ontology annotation, biological process: adenylate cyclase-activating dopamine receptor signaling pathway; sensory perception of chemical stimulus. The record is from RefSeq and is a predicted model, not a curated record. Gene Ontology annotation, cellular component: heterotrimeric G-protein complex. NCBI's taxonomy places the organism in Eukaryota, Metazoa, Arthropoda, Insecta, Hymenoptera, Formicidae. The transcript has 10 exons. Gene Ontology annotation, molecular function: G-protein beta/gamma-subunit complex binding; GTPase activity; GTP binding.